AGACAGACACUACUUGAACGUAUAGUGGGCCGAGGCAAAGACGAUCCACUCAUCACAGAUAGAGAAAGUAAGAUCGAGGCACUCUGUACAGAUUAUGUAGGGAUUACCCUGCAAGCCAACACACCACAGCGUUGUUGUGCUGAGGGUGGGGAUGGCGUCCUUGGGGGUAAGGGGGUCGACGGAGGAAAGUGCUCAGGGGGGAGGGAGUGACAUCCUGGCGAGGUACCAGGACAGGAUCAAGAGAGGAGUUACCUUUACAGAGACAGAGAGGACCGUGUGGGGGUCGGAUGUGUAUCCUAGCAGCAGAGAGAGAUCGGGGUGGGGGUCGGAUGUGUGUCCUAGCGGGGUGAGAAGGGACAGAGGGCUGGAGUACACCAUUAUACCAACGGGAAGACACCAUCGGGAUGAGCGACGGGACGUGUUUGACCGAGGAACCACGUCAAUUUAUACGCCAGAAAGACGAAAACAGAUUGAAACCAUGGAACUAAAGGGAAGUAAUGUUACAGACUCUAAUUUUCGUCUGCCUCGGAUUGUAGUCCGUGAUGUGGUCGGGCGGGAGCUGGAUACGUUCACGACGUUGCAGGAAGCUAUAUACAGAGCUCAGUGGAACGUACGGACAACGUGCGAGUCCCGUUCCCCAAGAGAAUGGCGUCUCCCUAAAGCUCCACUUCCUUCACGACCAGACUACUCCAGACAAGUACCCCAAAACUCUACGACCAGACCGGAGUACCGCCGCACACCCCGGGUAGCCCAGAGCGCACCCCCGGGCUCAGUGGUGGAAAUUGGAGUUGAAGAUGUUUCGUUUGUGGCCGAAAGCCUACGCCAACUUCCCAGACUGUCAGCAUUCAACAAUCUCUACAGCCAGAUUGGCGGCAGCAGUGACCGCAUCUACUUCCACAUCGUUGCAAGACUGCUGCUGCAUCAGAAGGUGUUCCCCGCCGAUGACAAGCGAGAGGCUCUGUAUGAGUUCCCGGGCUUCUGCAAAGGAUGUCGCCGGGCAGGGUUCUGCUAUGGCUGCAACAAGGCCACCACAUUCCACGUCCACCAUGACCAGCCGGUGAAGACAGGGGGAGGCUACACCUACUGGAAGAGGGACCGACCAGAGGGAGAAGAUGAGUCCAAACACCCGUCCAGCUGGAUGCCUCGGAUCCCUGAGGAGGAACUCAGGCUGCUGCUGGAAUCGGAGCAUGCGAUGUCGCAGGCUGCGAAGGACGCGCUGUGGACGCGGCUGAUUGCCCACUACCCCUGGCUGUAUGACAUCCCUUUGAAUGAACUAACUCUGGAGAAAAUGAAGGAACUAGGACUAGUGUCACCAGCUGCUGGGGAUGAGGUUGGGGAGGAAGGUGGGGAUGAGGGUUACAAGCCGAGCAUGGUCCGGAUUCCAGAAGUGGACACGGACUCGGAUGCUAUGUCUUACACCAGGCUGGAGAAGAUCCUACAGACCAGGGAUGCCACCAAGAAGAAAUAUACCUUCAAGCUGAAGAAGAAGGUGAAGAAGGAGGAGAGUGUUCCAACAGAACCCACCACAAGGCAGACCACACAGACCAUUUCCAGACCCGACACUGACCGGCUACGAGGCUGGGACAGUGACAGCAUGUACGACACCAGCAACAUCGUCGACUCUGACAAGGAGGAAGAUACUACUGAAACAGAUUCAAAGAAGCAGAGUUUGUAUAAAGCACCUAGGUUCUUCAAGGUGAAGAAGAAGCAACGUCAGACCAUCAUGUCAAGGUCACCCUUCUCCACCGACCGCCAGUAUGACAUCCCUAAAGGAAGACCCCUGGACAUCAAGAAGGGCACCAAGUCCACCACAGAGUUCAUGGACUUCAAGAAGUCUGCAUCAAACUGGAAGGCACCCCGAAAGUUUGAGCUUCAGCAUACUGAAAAGAAGAGUACAUCCUUCUGGCAGCCAAGGUCAGGUGGAGGUCGCGGCGAGAACAAAGGUCAAAGACAGGAAGAUGAAGCCAAUUACUUGUCAGUGCUGGAGAGGAAACGGAGAGAGUUGGAGAGAAGCUUGUCGCCUGACUCAGGGCUGGACAGUGAGGUGGUGACAGUUUCAGAAUCAUUGAAGGAGUCCACAGAAGACAAUUUCAGAGACUCAAUACAACAAAACACAGAAACUGAUUUGGAGUUACCGGAUCUAGGACAAGAUCAACAAUUUGACUCCGGUAAGGAGACCAGCACUACAGAAAGUCCACGCCAGUCCCUCAGUCCCGAGAGCCCCAAGAAGCAGAGAUCUGCUAUUGUCAAGAAAGAACGAUCACCGAUACAGUUCACAAGGCGGAAGUCUUCCCCUGAGGUAACCCCCGAGCCUGAGGAGACCAAAUCUGUGGAUGAUUGGAGCCCUAUACCCCCCAGCAGGGAGAGGACAUUGACCCCACCACCUCAGGAGGAGUACGUCCCCACCACCAGCAUGCCAGAUCUCCCCCAGUAUAGACAGGAGCAAAAGGAGGGAAAAACGUCUAAGGCUCAGAGGUUCUUCGUCGAGGGACCCCCUGAGAUGAAGGCUCCCCCGAAGAAGAGGAAAGCUGCCCCGAAAGUCAGAAAACUGCCCAAGAUGCACUAUCGUAAAAAGUCACGGCCCGCUGAAGCCCCAAUGUCGGCUGGUGCACUUCAGGAAGUCAGUGAUCCACUUGACUUCCUUGCCAAAUACUGCAUUAUCAAUCCCAACCGCCUGCCAUUCUAUGAGGUCAUCUUUGAGAACAUGGUAACCGACCAGACACCAAGGUAUGAGCUCCUGCAAGCAGCAAGUGAACCAGUGGAAAGAGAGGUCACAGAGGGGGUCAAGGACAAGGACAAGGACAAGGUCAAGACCAAGGGCAAGAAGUCUUCAAAGAAGUCGGAGGAGGAGGGUUUGUCUGAACAUGAACUGAAGCUGGCACGGGACAUGCUGCUCAUCAACCACAGACAGGGCAUCACAAGCAGCAUCGGACAGAAUGCCCCCGAGGAGUACCGCGAGAAGAUUGUGUACACGCUGGAGACUCUGCAGGAGAAGGCCAGGGGACUGGAGACUCAGCUCACGCAAUUAGACAUGCGGCGAGUGUCGACGCUGGCGGAGAGCACCAGGACCCUGCUCCCAGACGUGUGUGCCCACGAUUACAUACCCCCAGACAAGAAGAAGGGGAAGAAAGGGAAGAAAUCUAAAAAAGACAAGGAGAUGGAGAUGGUAACACCGCGGCGCCGAGGGGAACCAAUUCCGGAUGAGGUGAUUGUGGAGAGACUGACUGAUGCCCAGCUCACUAUGUUGAGUUCUGAUCCGGAGGUCCGUCAGCUGAACCUGGAGGGGGAGAGGACCAGGGAGAAGAUCCAUGAUGUCCACAACCGCCUUCAGCAGCUGGAAGGUGAGAAGCUCCUCCUGGACAUCCUCAGUAAUGAAGUGUUCUUCACCAGCCAGGCAGACAACCAGAGGUCAUCAGGAUUCCGUAGACAGCAGAGUCAGCUAUACAAUAAGCUCCAUCCAGACCCGGACUACGAGAUGAACCUGGAGCUGGUGGAAGAGGCCCUGCAGCAGAUCAACAACCACCUGCUGACAGACCAGGAGUUCAAGUACCUCUACUUCAUUCUGGACUUGCCUGGGAGGUCCAAGAUAAAUUUCCGCUUGUUUUCGGUGAUAGCAGCGCUGUCAGAGAAGGUCACACAGAUGGAUCCGGUAUUGAGGAACCUGCUCAACAAAUUUGACUACAAUGCCCUGGACGUCAAGAUGGAAAAGUGCAAGGAGUUGUUCAGCCUGCUGAAGGAUGAUGACAUCAGUACUCCUGCUGGGGGAGCUCCUGCCUCCACCCUGGCACUGGAGCUGACUGCUGGAGGUCUGAGGCCAGAACACAUCAGCUAUGUCCUGAGCAAGUUCAACCGUGAGGGAAAGGGGAUGUUUGACUUCAUGGACUUUGUGACGUACAUACCGCUCUUCAUCGAGAUCCACCAGCGCAUCGUGCAAGACCCUCUCUGUGUGGAACACACCAUGUGAUGCUGUAGCUACGGCAACCAAAUCAAUAUUCAAUGUAAAUAAUCUGUAAAUGAUGACAUCAGCACCCUACCCUAUGAACUCGCCCGAAAUACUCUUAUAUCAAAGGGGCCCAAGUGGCCAGCUGGUCCAGUUUAGCUGUGAUAGGAUCCAGAAGGCAUGGGUUUGAAUCCCUCCAUGAUACAGGUGUAACUUAUAAUACUGUUGAAGUAGAGAGUGCACUAAAGUAAUCUCAGUGCUGAAGAUGCAAGGAUCCUGAUUCACAUCUUUCUGUGGACUCAUCGCUUGUCACCCAGAUGUAGAUUAGAUCACCUACAAGCACCUGCCAUCAUUCUUCUUCAUUGACCAAUGUAGAUCUGUUCAUCCAUGGAGGAGGGACUGGACUUUAGUGUAUCUAUACAUAUGUUUCUGACCACAUACCAUCUUUCUGCAUUUAAAAUACAACCUAUGUCACCCUAUUGUUUAAACUGUAGAUUAUCAGUAACGAAUGGACAGUUUACUGACCUACUUUCUGCAAUGCACAUUUUAAGCCCCUGCAUUGUUUCUAAGGCUAAAAGAAAUAAUAGUCUUGGUUCUCAGGCACCACCCGCAUCAUCAUAAAGUCACCCGCACGUUUUGUUUUUAUUUCCAUUUUCCCAAAAACUUACACAGUUACUUCCCUUUACUGUGCAUCUCACGUUAUGGUCAUGGUGGCAAUAGGAGUUUGUAAACUUGCCUAUGUAGGAAGGCCCUUUCCUAGGUUGAUGGUACACAACUGUUUAUAUGGUUACAUACUAGUUUGAACAAGCAAAAGCAAGCACUAUAUUUUCAAAAGUCAUUGCCUGAGAACCAAUUCCUUUAUUUUUUUAAGCCUAAUCAUGUGCGGUAUGAAUAUACAGGCUAGAUCAAAUGCAGCACAGAUAUCGAAGCAUCAAGUUAAAGAUUCUCAUGUAUUAUGAAUGCACUACAUGAAAUGCCCAUGCCACAUAUGUUUGUUGUACUUAUUAUAAUUUUCAGGCAGUAUUUUAAAUCUGAUUAUGCAGUAUUUUGUUACUUGGAUGUAUUUAAGUCAGAUAACACACUCAUAACUAGACAUUUGUUACAAAUUCUAUACUCACCAGCUUUGCUUGCUUGUACAUUAUUUGUAGAGAAUUUCCACUGGUACUUGUGAGUUAUCCUUCAUUGACCGAUGUUCAUUCGUUUUAGGGAUAGAUGGACUUUAGUGUAUCUAUAUAUAUAUAUGUUUCUAACCCUGUUUUUCUUGUUCUGCUGUGCAAUGCAUUCAUCUUUGUCUCUGUGAUACUUGCAAUUAUGUAAGACGUAUGUGAAUAAAGGUUCGUGCCUCAAAUACUGUGAUAAGUAAAUAAAGUUGCCUGACCUUCA
Haliotis rufescens (red abalone) is the source of this 5323-nucleotide messenger RNA. RefSeq lists its product as uncharacterized. The coding region runs from base 152 to 3964 and encodes 1270 amino acids. The record is from RefSeq and is a predicted model, not a curated record. NCBI's taxonomy places the organism in Eukaryota, Metazoa, Mollusca, Gastropoda, Lepetellida, Haliotidae. The transcript has 29 exons.